AUGACGGUUUCCACUCCAUUAACAAAAACUAACCUUUUCAAACCAAUCACUAUCGGUGAUGUUAAGCUAAAUCAUAGAGUUGUUCAUGCACCUACGUCAAGAAAAAGGUCCACGAAGGACAAUUAUCCUACUGAUUUAAUGAUUGACUAUUACAAAUCAAGAUCUCAAUACCCUGGUUCCUUUAUCAUAUUUGAGUCCAGUUUAGUGUCAGAAAGAAGUGGUCUUGUACCUCAUAAAAUAGGGUUAUGGAACGAAAAACAUUGUCUUGCCUUGAAACAAAUUGUUGAUGAAGUACAUAAGAACAAGUGUUUUAUCAGUUGUCAAAUCAUGGCUAACGGUAGGACUUCAAAUGCCAAACUCAUGCAAAGCAAAAAUUUACCAGUUUUAGCUCCAUCAAUUACGUAUCCUAAUGAAACAGCCGAAAAAUUAGCAUCUGAAUUGAACUUCCCAAUAAAGGCAUUAACAAUUGAGGAAAUCCAUGGAAUUCAAAACGACUUUGUUAAUGCUGCCGUGAAUUCAUUGAAAAUUGCUGAUUUUGAUUUUGUUGAAUUACAUGCCACUUCUGGGUUUUUAAUUGAGCAAUUUUUAUCACCACUUUCAAACAAAAGAACAGAUGAAUACGGUGGGGAUUUAAUUAAUAGAUGUAGAUUUUUGAUUGAAAUCAUUGACAAGUUUAUUAAUCAUCCAGAUAUUGGGGCCCAUAAAUUUGGUAUUAGAAUUAGUCCAUGGUAUUCCCAUAAUGGAAUGGUGUAUCCUGAAGAAAAUAAGCUAGGAAAUGGUAUUCCAUAUCAAUUUUGUCAGUAUAUUUUGGAACAAUUAGAGGAAAGAAAAUCUCAAGGAAAUGAAAUCGCAUAUGUUUCAAUUGUUGAGCCAAGAGUAUCUGGAAAUUCUGAUGUUGAAAGUUUUGGAAAUAAAUCAAAUGAUGGAAUAAUCAAGUACUGGAGUGGUAAACUUAUUCGUGCCGGUGGUUAUGCUACUAAUUUCAAUGUUGUAAACCCAACUUCGAUCAAAACCAAUAAACAGUUUACAAACGAGAAUGGCGAAAUUGUUCAUUAUGCCAAUUUAAUCAAUGACGUCAGCAAUGAUGAUAGAACAUUAAUUGGAUUUUCAAGACCAUUUACUAGCAAUCCUGAUUUGAUUUACCGAUUGGAAAACAAUUUGAAAUUGGAAUACUAUGACCGGCCAACUUUUUAUACUCAAACAGGUGACGGUUAUUUAACUUUCAAGAAUUAUGAUGGCUCACCAGUAACUCAGUUGCUGGAUGGGGAGCUUAAUCGGGAAGGAAUCUCAUUACAAUAA
Molecule: messenger RNA, 1299 nt
Organism: Candida dubliniensis CD36
Lineage: Eukaryota; Fungi; Ascomycota; Pichiomycetes; Serinales; Debaryomycetaceae
Exons: 1
Coding region: 1-1299 (432 amino acids)
Molecular function (GO): FMN binding; NADPH dehydrogenase activity
Source: RefSeq, a predicted model, not a curated record